Messenger RNA from Pomacea canaliculata, 7344 nucleotides. RefSeq names its product ATP-dependent DNA helicase Q5-like. Gene Ontology annotation, cellular component: chromosome; cytoplasm. Gene Ontology annotation, molecular function: nucleic acid binding; ATP binding; four-way junction helicase activity. Gene Ontology annotation, biological process: double-strand break repair via homologous recombination. The coding region runs from base 88 to 2559 and encodes 823 amino acids. Lineage: Eukaryota; Metazoa; Mollusca; Gastropoda; Architaenioglossa; Ampullariidae. The record is from RefSeq and is a predicted model, not a curated record. The transcript has 13 exons.
ACCGCCACUCUCUAUUCUCGAAAACUGCGCGAACUCACGAGCGGAGUCCGACAUUCAUGUGUUGACAAAUUUGUUGCAAGUUUUACCAUGGAUGACUUUUCGUCCGACUUGACGGAGAAAACGGUUCGCUCUUUGAACAGCAUCUUUGGACACAGAGACUUCAAGUCUUCUCUGCAGAGGCAAGCUGUGGAAGCAGUUGUUAAGAGGAAGGAUGACGUGUUUGUUUCAAUGCCAACAGGGGCUGGCAAGUCCCUUUGCUACCAGUUACCAGCUGUUGUCCAUAGUGGCAUCACACUAGUAGUUUCCCCUCUUAUAGCUCUUAUGCAUGACCAGCUUGAACACUUAUCAGAUAUUGGUAUAAAAGCAGAAACCAUUAACUCUAAAAUGUCUGCCGAAGAACGCCGAAGAGUUGUUGGAGAUCUCAAGUCAAACUCACCCAAAAUAAAACUCCUUUACAUUACUCCUGAACAAGCUGCCACAGACUUCUUCAAAGAUUUGUUGGAGGUUUUGUCUGGGCGUAAACUUCUAGCUUAUUUUGUGGUAGAUGAGGCACAUUGUGUUUCACAGUGGGGUCACGAUUUUCGUCCAGAUUAUUUGAAGCUUGGCUGGUUGAGACCAAAAAUGCCUGGUGUGCCCUGCAUUGCAUUGACAGCUACGGCCACAGCUCAGGUUGUCAAAGACAUUUACAAACAGCUGCACAUGAAAGAGCCAGUGCAGACAUUUAAAACAUCAAGCUUUCGUUCAAAUCUUUAUUAUGAAGUUUGUCUGAAGGAAGUUCUUACUGACCCUUAUGAUGAUCUUGCCAGAUUUGCCAUCAAAUCACUGUCAGGAAUUCCAGAAACUGAAGAUGACUGUUGGGCUAACCAUGGCUGUGGCAUUGUCUAUUGCCGAACAAGAGAUGGCUGCCAUGAGAUUGCUGCACGGCUCACACGUAAGGGUAUUCCUUGCAAAGCUUACCAUGCAGCUCUCAAGGCCAGUGAAAGGACAGAAGUACAAGAGGAUUGGAUGGAAGGCAGAGUUCCUGUCAUUGCAGCAACCAUCAGCUUUGGCAUGGGUGUAGACAAGGCAAAUGUGAGGUUUGUGGCUCAUUGGACUUUACCAAAAUCUAUGGCUGGCUACUAUCAGGAGUCAGGAAGAGCUGGACGUGAUGGCCUUCCAUCAUACUGUCGCCUUUAUUAUUCUCGGCAAGAAAAAAGUGCUGUGUCUUUUCUACUAAAUGCAGAGUCAAAAAGACCAAAAAAAAAUGCAGAAGCAGCAAAAAUCCAGGCAAAAGCUGCCCAAGAGAGUUUUGGUGCUCUGAUUAUGUUUUGCGAAAGUCUAAAAUGUCGCCACUGGAGCAUUGCCUCAUUUUUUGGGGACGAGAAGCCAUCAUGCAACAGGGCAUGCGAUGUCUGUCGUGAUCCUAAAAAGGUUGAAUUGGAGAUGCGCAAUCUUCAAGCUGAUAAAUGUGGAACAACACGCAAGGGGGUUAAAGGCAGUGGAAUGAUGUUUAAUGAUGAUUCAGACAUGUACGGAGGAGGAAGAAGAGGUGUUAAGCGAGAAUGGGAUGAAUACAAAGAUGCAGAUGAUGAUGAAGAAGGUGAAGGAGAUUACCAAAGACAACAACGUAUGGAAAAAAGGAGUAAAGAUGAUCGACAAAAACUUAUCAAUAACCAAUUUAAGCUUCGCAAAGGGGCAAAGACAGAUGUUACUCCCGAGAAGAAAGAAGAAGUUUUUGAACCUCCAUCCCCGUGGUGUCCUCUCCGAGAUGCUGCAAGCGAAAGAGUGCCUAGAUUAGCAGUGAAGACACGUGAGCACUGCUUUGAAAUGCUUGAGAAGGCUUUGUAUGAAAACUUUGUAGAAGCAUUUCAGCAUGACUUGGAGCAAGUUAGAACAGCAGAUUGUGAAUCUCGUUGCUGUGCCUUGGACCUGGAGCAUGAGAUUUUUCUUUCUGCCAAGCAAGCAAACAUGUACAAAGUCUCCAUUACAAAACUAGUGAGAGAUGUCAAGAAGCUGUCAUCAGAAAAGAUGCCACACCCUUGUUUUUACUCGGAAGCAAGGGAGUCACUGUAUCAUGUUUCUGGUUUGCACAGACAUGAGUGUGGGGAAGGCACUAAAGAUGUUGCGUCCAGUUUGGCAGAUGAAGAUGAGUCAUCCUCAGAAUCUUCUCUGUCACUGAAAAGAGUGUUUGGAUAUGACUCAGGUGAUGAAACAACUAGAACAAGUAGUUCUUUUCUUCAAGUAAAUGAUUCUGGGUUUGUCACGGAGCAAGAUCAGGCAGAGAUGUCUUUGCCUGAAAACAUACAGGAAAAUGCGGACAGUGUGAAAGCUCUACAACAAGGUGCUAAUAAGGAGAGUUCUCAAACAACACCUGCAAAUGAGAACAGUUCCCAAAUAGCACCAUCAGCAAAGCCAGGUGUACCAAAGAUUGUUAUUUCUGGGAAAGAGAGGACUACAAAUCAGAAGAACAAGAGUCUGAAAAUAAAACAGUUUCUAGGAUUUCAGAACAUUGUGUGGAACAUAAGCGAGAGAGGAAAAAAGAACAUGUUCGUCACUCUUCUCAUAGCUCCAGGAACGUAGAUACAGAAACUUCAAAUCACAAACACAAGCCAACCAGGGAUCCUCGAAAGAGAUGUCCUCAGAUGUGACCACGUGGACUCUGCUCACUGAAACGGAAGUAGAAUCCAGACAUUCAAGAACAUGUGCCUUAGGAGGCUGCUCCAGAUCUCAUACAGAGAGCAUAGAACCAACUAUUUUGUACGUAAUAAGGUUGCCACACUCGUAAGACACCAGGAACCGCUACUUGCAACAGUCAAGCUGGUCUUCUAUGGCCAUGUGACCCAUCACAGCACCUUUCCGAAGACUAUCCUUCAAGCCUGGGUGGGAAGAAGUUGGUAAACAGUCAGCUUCAACAAAGAGAUCUAAAGCUGAGUCAUCAGCCUCUGACACAGCCAGCAUUUCAUCCACUUCCAAUAACCAGACAAAGGUAAAGGAUGAUAAUGUCAAAAAAGAGAAGCUGGCAACAGAAAAUGCUGAUCAGGACAAAAAAGGAGUGGCAGAUCUUGUAGUCAAGUAUUUAACACCUCAUUACAAGGCUGGAUGUUUUGCAAACAAGGAACUGUUCAAAAGUGUUGCUCGGUCAAUAUCACAUAAUGUGAUGGAGAUGACCAAAGGACUGCCUACAUCUGGUAAUUGUAUGUAGUAUCUUCUUGAUUUUGCAUUUGUGCUGUGCAGUGCAUGAUGUAGUUGUGUGGCUUUCUGCGCUUGUGCUGGUAAAAUCCUCUCAACAGUCAACCUUGCUCAGUAUCCUAGUCACAGUCAACUGUAGACAGCUUUGCAGCAAUGCAGAAAUAUUUGUCAUGUCAGCGGUAUUGUUGUAAACAGAGUGUUUGAAGUGUUUGUGUCUUAGGAUGGUUAACUUGCAGUAAAAUUUGUUGAAUUUAAAAUACUGUUAGUACAGCAAAAUCUCAUAUUACGUCCUCUUAGUAACAAUCCAAAAAGUAAGAAAUUUUUACUUUCAGGUAAAAUGACUAAUUGUUAAAACACACACACAUAGAUCUUGUGGACUACCUGGUAAUUCCUCCUCUUAUUUUUCUUCCUGUUGAUCAGGAAAGAAACAUUACUGUAAUUACUCAUUCCCUGAUGUGCAAAACAUUUUUGCUUGCACCUGUACAUUUGUUUGAAGUUGGGGUUCAUUAAAUGAAAGCCAACUGGUCAGUCUCCCUAACAAGACCCCUCUCAGUUAAGACGUGAUUUUGGUGGAUUUUAGCAAGUCUUAAUAGAAAGGUUUUACUGUAUUAGCUGGUAAUAUUUUUGUGCUUGCAUGUUGCACUGGUCCUGUUGCUGAUUACAGUCAAAACUUUUAAACCUUCCCUUAAACAACAAAUGUACAAGCAGAACAAAAAAAAACAGACUAAAUCAAAUAUACCACAAAACAACAGUCAACUCUGUUUGUUUUUUUCUGCCAAAGUUUAUAAAAGGGAUAUUUUUGUCCUUUGCAAGCAGUGUUUUGACAACUUUUUUUUUUACUCCAAGUAAAUAAUUCUGCUCGUUUCCUGUUCUGACUUAUCUCUUCAAAACAAAACACACAAAAAUAAAAAAUAAAAAAAUGACAAUGACAAUGACAAUGUAGAGCUGUAGUACACUGACACUGUGUGGAGUUAAUGUACCAAGUGUCCACCAGCUGCUCAUUUCUUGGUUUAGUGAAUAAGUGUGUGUAUGUGAGAGAGAGCUAGAGAGUGAGAAAGUGAGGGAGGGAAGGAAGAAGUGACAUGGAGAUAUGAAACUUACCUUCAUAGGAUUUUGUCAUCUGGAUUCAUUUGUACUACUAAUUUAGCUAGGUCUCUUUCUGCUUGCUUGCUUGCUUGUUUGUAGCAACAAAAAUGUGUCAAGUGUGUUUUAUAGUAGUUAUUCUAUAAAUGCCCAAAAAUAGUGAAAAAUGUGUAAAGUUGUUCGAAAUAGUUAUUUUUUGCAAAGGCUUUUAUUAAGAGACAAGAGAGACUGAAUCACCAGCUCCUUUCCUAUAAAGUUCUUUGCUUUGGCUAGUCUGUCAGUGAAGCUGUGCUGGCUUGAGCUAAAGGCACGAUGGUUUCCUAGUGUGAAUUAAGCUGUCGUCUAAGACAUUUCCUAAGUUAAAAGUAGCCAUAUAAUUGCACGUUUUACACAGAAAUUAAUUGAACAUCUUUGUCUUCUUAGGAGUAUACACUGUUCAGUUUUACUUGUAGAAUGUUGCUGUUAAAACUUAGGGAAUAAACCUUCAGAAAGAGUUUACUAAUAGUAUGGGACAUUGGCAAAGAGAAGAUUUAGACUGCUCUGUUUUCAGGUAUGAUGCUUGAAUAUGUGUAGUGUCAUCUAAAAUGAUCUAAAAUCCUUGUAGCUCCCUUGAAUGAUUUGUCCAAGGUGCAUGGUUUGUCUUCAGCCAAUAACAAAUGCAGAUUUUUACUUUGUCCACAGGUAAGGAAGAAGCCAAGCGACUUGUACGAGAAUUCAUGGAAGAGCACAAGAAAGUGUUAUCCCAUGAUGUUCUAAGAGGCUUGCGAGCUUGACUGCAUCCCCUUGAAGUCUGUGAGAGAGAUGAAAGGCUGCAGGUGUGAAGACACCUUCAAAAUGUGAUUGUGCUGAGGCUUCCAAAUGACUGUGAUUUUUUUCUUUGACCUGUAACCACAUAGGGCAUGUAACGGUUGUGUUAUAAGAGGUGCCACACAGCAUGGCAGCCUGGUACAGUUCAACGUUUAAAAAAGUUGCCAUGCAGUUGUUAUGAUACUUCUACUUCCAAAGAAAAAAUACAAUCCACUGUAUUAUAAAGACAAUUGCAAGCAUGUGAUGGACUCCAUAACUUGUGAAAGUCUGAGGGAUACUACAUAAGGUGUGAAUAGACUUGACAACAGGGCUUUGUGAAGACAAAUCUUUGCACAAGACAGAUUGCAUAUGCUGCUAAGGAGAUGUUGUGAGUUUAAUUUUAUUUACGUGUAUCUCAGGCUUUAUGGAGUAUCGUUUGUCUGCCCUUAAAGAUAUUGAACUCAGGAUGAGUAGAGAGAAUGGCAGUUGAAAGUUUUGCACAAAAAUAUUUGUUGUGUAAACCUCAAACAUUUUCUGUGAUUUUUCUUGUUUUCUUUCUUUCCUUCUUCCCUUUUUUGUCCUUCCUAUUGUUACAUCCACUGCAUCAUUGCGUUUGGUGCUAUUGGCUCUGCAACUCUUACUGAUGCAAUUCCUCUUUCCUUCUCGUUUACCAUAGUUUGUCUUUGUGCUUCAAAUUUGUCGCAUCAGAAGUGCAAGGAAGUGUUUUCACUGUCAUAUUGUGUGUAAAUCAAAGGUUGCAAUUGUUUGCUUUAAAAAAAUCCAGUUUGAUAAUACAUUUAUCUCAGUACAACAUAUCAAAAACUUUGUUGAUUCUAAGGCUUCUUUUUAUCUACCAAUAAUAUGUAGUAUUAAUAGACACUUGUGUUGUUUAAGUUUGAUCUAGUCAUUUUCCAUUAUUAUGAUUGGAAUUGCUGUUGACCAGGGUAAUAGUAAUUUGUAAUUCAUUGAACAAUUUGUAUUCACAUUUGGUUGUUUGUUUUGCUCCUCAGGUUAAAAGACUAAUUUUUUUAGAAUUUAUACAUGAUUAUUGAGAUACAAGUAUUGAAAAUUAUUUGGCAUUACUGUUUGUUUAAUUUACUUGGUGAUCCUUUUUCUGUCACCAAAUGACACAAAUAUUCAAUUUGUUUGGAUGAGAACUUUGUUUCUUUUUAUCUUUUGCACUUGGUCUGAAAGGUUUCUUAAGUGAUCUGUGUGCAGACAGGGCAGCAUCAUUAAAAUUUGCCUUCAUAGACAUGAAUGAAAGAUAAUGUUCAGCAGCCAUAAGGAAUUUUUAUUGCAAUUGUUUCAGUAUAUGGCCAAGUGUCUGUACAUGUUCCAGUUUGUUGCUGUUGUUUGUUAACAGAAAUUGCUACCUUUACUUACAUUCACUUUGUGAGGAAGAUGGAUUCGAAAUAUUCAUCCACAUGCCAACACCAUUUGUUAUUGAAUGAAGCCAACAGUUCAACAGUGUGUGUAACUACAUAUGGCUAUCAUUCCCGUUUUCACAGAUUCAUGAUGGACAUAUAAACCAGGGCUUCUGCUUAACAAAAAAUUGCGUACAGUACGCAUUAAAAGUUUGUAGGACCCCUUCAAUUUUUGUCAAUGGGGUCCCCUUCAAAUGUGGGCGAAGAACUGGGACCCCUUAAAAAUCUGAAGAAGGGGUCCCUGGGACCCCAAAGAAUUUAGCCUUAGCAGAAGCCCUGUGUAAACUAACUACAGACCUUGGCAUUUUGAGAGAAUUGCUGUAGUAGAAAAUAUUAGGACAUGAUUUUACUAAUCCUUACAAUUUUGUCUUAUAAAGCCCUUUUUUUUAAAAAUGCAAAUCCACACAUGUUGGAAGCAGAAUUGUCGAAAUUCUUGAUGCAUUUCACAUAAGACCUUAUUCUCUGCAUAAGUUUGGGAGGCCACCCACCAUGUCGAUGAUGCUCUGUAUCCACAGAAUCACUCAUUGAAAAUCAUUUGCACUCAAUGUGCCAAGUGGAUUCGAACUACCCUAGCCACCUCAAUCCCUUUUGUAACAAUUUUCCCUCAUAUUUGCAUUCAGCUGUUUUGUCUCAGUGCUAAUUGAUUUUGGCCCUUCAUUAUGUUUGAACUCACUGACUGAACUGAUUUAAAUUAACGUAGGCAAUAAUUUUAGAGGGUUAAAAAUGUUGCGCGAGAUUUUGUGUGGUUUCUAAGACCUGACAGACAUCUUUUAAUAGCAUCCUUCUGGUCAAAACAUCUUGAAAGCAAGUGGCACCACCCUGUGCUUCUUUCCCUUGAGUAUUGCAUCAUGGGAAAAGAGGAGGAAGAAAUACUUUUGCAUUU